AUGGCACCCAAAAAGGAGAAAGGCGGGACUGCCAACGCCGGCCCCAAGCUCUGGGAACCGUCUCUCAUCGCUGCACAGUUCAACCAGGUCGAUUGGAAGGGCUCUGUCGCGUUUGUGCUUGGAGACCAGGUGGAAGAUGAUCUUCUCAUCAGCGCCCUCCUCCAGGCUGUUGAGCUUCCCCAACGGAGACUCUUCAGCGUGGUGUCCUGGCAAGAACUUCUCCAGCAGAUCAGUGAAGCACAGCCACUUCCUGGGGCCACGGGAAGAGCAAAGGGGAAGAAACCUGUUCUCAAUGGACCUUUAUAUUAUGAGGUGUUAAUGGCAGCGAAAGCAAUCCUGGAGAAUGGCGAGAAAUUGACCUUACCGCUGAUAGGAAAACUCUUGAAAUUCCAGCUUCUCCACAUUAAAUCCAAGGACCAGCAGCGACGGGAAAAUGAGAAGAAGGUGACAGAUGACCGGUUUAAGGUAGAGAAAGAUAAAGGGAAAGCAAAAUCUCCCAAGGAGAAGAAGGCCUCAAACACCAGUAGCAAGUUGGGCAAAGGAAAGGGCAAGGAACUGCCUGAGGCAAACUUCACAGUGAAAAAGAACACCCAGCUAAAGCGGAGGGGAGAAGAGGAUGAAGGCAAGGCUUACAUUGAUGAUGAGCCAGAUGAUGGUGCUCAACAUUACAUUAUAGUUGUGGGCUUCAAGAAUCCUCAGCUAUUAGCGAUCAUGACGGAGCUUGGCAUUCCUAUAAGCAGUGUGAUUAAAAUAUCUUCAGAGAAUUACGAACCUCUGCGGACACACCUGGCAGCAGUUAGCCAGCAGCAGGAAGCUCUCACUCACCCAAAAGAUGUAGAAGCUGAAAACUUGAAGAAAAUUAGUGCCAAAAAAGAACUUGAAAAUUUCUGGAAGUACUUGGAACCUAUCUUGAAUAAUGAGAAGCCUGAAACAAAUCUCUUUGAUGUGGCUCAGCUUCACUACAUGGUCAAGGAAGAAGACUUUCCUUCUGACUGGUCAAACAGUGAAAUGAUGUUGGAGUUGGGCACCAUUAUUUUUGAAAACGUUGCCUGUUUGAUGUAUGACUGCCUGGAUUGGAAAAGGCAGCACCAGCACUAUUUGGAAAGCAUGAAACUUAUUUAUGUCCCACAAGUGUUCCACGAGAGACCAGUGUUAGAAGCCAUGUUCAUCCCUGAGGUACGCAUGUGCCCAAGUGUCCCUAUCCCUGCAAAGAAGAAGCCACAAAUUGAAGAUCAAGUUCCACCAUCAGUGUCUUUUGUGGGCGCCACCUCUGAAGUAGACAUGAGAUAUUACAAUGAUUUGUUGAACAUGAUUCCGGAGGAAUUUAUUUCUGUGCCCCUAAUCCUCCACUGUAUGCUGGAACAGAUUGUGGCGACUGAAGAAAAUACUCUCCCACCUAGUCUGGCCCCGCCACCCUCCAGGGCAGAUGGAUUGGACCAAAGAAUCGCAUCCCACAUUGUGUCCAUUCUGCCCGCUCUUUGCCUCACUGAGAAGCAGAGAAAGAACCUUCACAAAAUAUUCUUAUGUGAAGAAGAGGAAAGCAAAGCUGUGCACACAGGUCCCCUCCUACUGAACUAUCACGAUGUUCAUGCCCAUAAGAAGUACAUCUUGAAGGACAAAAAGAUUUUUGACCCAAUUCAAAUUGAGGAGGAGAUGCAGUCCAAGUUGCCACUGUGGGAAUUCCUCAAUUUUCCACUGCCCCGUCCAGGGAACAGCACUAAACGUCUCGCUACAAUUCAUGAGCUCAUGCACUUUUGUACAAAUGAAGUCUUGAGUUGGAAUGAAGUAGAACGAGCCUUCAAAGUGUUUACUUUUGAGAGCCUAAAACUCUCUGAGGUUGAUGAAGAAGGGAUCUUAAAGCCUGCUAAAAUGAUUUUUGGUACCAAUUCUGAGAUGUUUGACAUACCAUGGGACAAUCCGGCUAAAUUUGCCAGACAUAUAAGGCAAAAAUACACUGCAAAAAUGAAAGCCCACGAGUCGAAGCAGCAAACAGAUACUGAAUCCCAAGACCGAAUACUAUUUAUGAAUCAGAAUUUGCCUGAGCCUGAGCUGGAAGUGAAGAAUAGCAAAGAAUCAUCAGGUUAUUAUCCCACUGAUGCCUACCAUAGGAAGCAUUCUAGCCUGAGUAAUACAAAACACUUAAACUCUGAGUAUAGAGGAACGUCAGAUCACUGGACAAGCUUGAACAGUCUGUUCCAAUCUGAGUCUUUAGACCAGAAUGAGUUCAAAGAUGAAACCGUCACAAAGGCUGAUCCUCUUGAAAAGAAACCCAAGAAAAUGACUGUGCAAGCAGUUUUAGAGGAUAUAAAGAAAACGCAGCAACGUAAUCUAGCCGACUGGAGUUUCACUGAACACUUUAAACCCAAAGUGCUGCUUCAGGUUCUUCAAGAAGCUAAUCAGCAAUAUAAGUGUAUUGAUUCAUAUUACCAUACCCAAGACAACUCUUUACUAUUAGUCUUUCAUAAUCCAAUGAAUAUGAAGCGUAUGCAUUGUGAAAAAUGGAAAGCUGCUCUUCAUUCCAAUGUUGGAUUCAGGAAUUAUUUGGAACUUGUUGCAGAAUCUAUUCAAGACUGGAUCACAAAAGAAGAAGCAAAAUAUCAAGAAAUUAAAAUGACUGAAGAGAUCAGUAAGAACAAAUCCGGUCAGGAAAUGAAAAUGUUCAGUGCCAGAACUUCUACUAGCAAACUUUACUCUGUUAAAAAAUCUAAAAGUAAAGGAAUGAGCAAAACAGAGCUUUCAGAACAAGAAAAAGAAAAAGAAAAAGAGAAGGAUAAGAUUUCUUUCGUUUUAGAAGGUUCUCUCAAGGCAUGGAAAGAAGAACAAGAACGAUUAGCAGAAGAGGAACGUUUAAGGGAAGAAAAAAAAGCAGAAAAGAAGAAGGAAGUUGGUAAGAAGAAAGGCAAAGAAAAGUUAGACAAAGAAGAGACCAAGGUCCUGAGGAAAAAAUCUUUUAUCAAAGAAAAAAGUAGAGAUGAGCCAAUAAAGAUCCCAGAAUAUGAAGAACUGCCUGAUAUCCCACAAGCCGAGGUCACUUUCCCGUUUCAUGGUUACAAUAUGGGAGAUACACCCAUCCAAAUCUCCGGGACAAAAUAUUAUCUAUAUCCUUCAGAUGGAGGACAGAUUGAAGUAGAAAAGACAACAUUUGUAAAAGGUUCAACCUUUGUCAAAGUUAAGGUGAACAAGGACAAGCACAGUUUUGUAGUUCAUUUAAAAGACCCUAAGGAAAUUGUGAAAGAGGAAAAACAAGAUUAUGAUGAUAUUUUAGAUGAAGAGAAAGAAGAACAAAGUCUUGAAGUGGAAGAAUUUGAUGCAAAAAAUAAAAUUGUCAGCAAGUUUGGAUCUUUUUCUGCCACCUUGGAAAAUGGAAUCUGCCUCUCAAUAAGUUACUAUGGAUCAAGUGGACUAGCUCCAGAUGUUAAAGACCCUAACUUGGAAACAAUGCUGGAUAUCCCAUCAGCACUUACACCAACCGUCAUUCCUGUCGUAGUCGUCCCCCAAGUCAAAGGAAAAGGGAAAAAGGGCAAAGAGAAACCCAAAGAUUCUCUUAAAGAAGAGGAGUCACCAAAAGAAGAGGAGAAAAAGGAAGAAACAGAACCAGAAAUUGUUAUUGAAGACAUUCCCUUUGCUCCCACUUUCCAAAACCUUAAUGUAUCUUGCCCCAAUGGACUCCUGGUUACCUUCCUGGGGCAAGAGUACUCAGAUCAAUUUAUUAUGGAUGAGGACCCUGUUUGUGACAUCAUGGUUCGACAGAGCUACCCCCAGAAAGUGAAGCACUCCGAGUUCUACAAGGAGAGGCCACUGGUGGAGCAGGAGGUGUCGAGAGUCAUCACCAGUCAAGGCACUGUCAUCAAAUACAUGUUGGACGGGUCCACAGAGAUUCUCUUUGCAAACGGUGCUGUGAGCAGUAGUCCUGACCCAGGACCCAUUUGUCCCCCUCCUGAGGCGACAGCAAGCCUUCACAACAGUGUUGACAUGAUGGAUAACGUCUCUCAGCAGAAAUCAGAAAUUGCACCUUUUGAUCCUGUUCCGAAGAAAGGAAAAAGUCAUAAAAACCAGUCACUAUUGUUACAUAAGAGUGACAUUCAGGAACAUCCGCCAGAAAUAUAUCAAACAAUAGCACCUCUGGAGCUUCAUGUAGGCACCUGGUAUACAACCACACCUGGAGGAAAUCGGAUUGCCACCAAAGGAUUAGAAAGAUUGUCAGAUUUGACCCCAUACUUAUCCUUUCAGGCCACCGACCCUACCAAUGGAAUGGUUAUGACAACUCGAGAAGAUAAAGUGAUCAUUGUUGAAAAAAAAGAUGGUACUCGCAUAGUGGAUCAUGCUGAUGGCACCAGAAUUACAACCUUUUAUCAAGUUUAUGAAGAGCAGAUUGUUUCCUUAGAUGGCCAAGAAACAACACAGCGGGUAGGGCCUUUGCCUUGCACACGGCCGGCCCAAGUUCGAUGCAUGAAGAUAGAAAAUGAACAUUAUGCCACUAUCAUCACCAACUGUGAGGAUAGCAGCUGCUGUGCCACUUUUGGAGAUGGGACAUCUGUGAUUGCAAAACCUCAGGGAACAUACCAGGUGUUACCUCCAAACACAGGCUGUCUUCUUAUUGAUAAAGAUUGUUCAGCUAUAUAUUCCCAUGAAUCAAACAGUGAUAUAUACCAUGCUGUCCCCAAAACUGAUGAACUGAGAUCUAGCAGAUACAUUAUGAAACAUACAUCACAAGUUAUCUGUCAGGUACUGGAUCCUGAGGGAAACACAUUUCAGGUCAUGGCUGAUGGUAGCACAUUUACUACAUCACCUGAAAAUAAUAUGGAAAAUGACUUAAAUGUAAACUUCGAGGGCUAUGAUAGUUUAUCUGCUGCUAACCUUCAUAAGAAUCACCUGCAAGUCUAUGGCGAACACGUCCCCAGAUUUUUUGUCAUCUAUGCUGAUGGCUCAGGGAUAGAGCUUCUUCGAGACAGUGACAUAGAAGAAUUCCUGUCAGUGGCUUAUGGAGAGUCAACGUCUGUAGUUCUACAAGAGCCAGUUCAGGAGCAGCCAGGUACCUUGAGCAUCACUGUCCUCCGUCCUUUUCAUGAAGCAUCACAGUGGCUAAUGAAGAAAGAGCUAGAUACGAUUGUUCCUCCUAAUCUCCGAUCAAGAUCAUGGGACACAUUUCCUUCCGUUGAGAAAAAAACUCCAGGACCUCCUUUUGGCACUCACAUUUGGAAGGGUCUUAAUAUUGGGGCCAAGAAACUCAUGAGCACCCCUGCUCCAGUCCUCAAGAGCCCCGAGGUGCUGCAGAUACGGAAGUUCAUCCAGCAUGAGGUCAUAAAGGAUGAUAUGAAAAUGAAGCUACAGAUUUCCCUGAAGGAUUACAUAAACCAUAUCCUAAAGAAAGAAGAUGAGCUACAGGAAAUGACAGUUAAGGAUUUCAGAACUGACGAGGAAAGAGGCACUGCUGCAGAUCUCCUUAAGCUAGUUAUGUCUUUCCCCAAAACGGAAGAAACUACAAAAAGUCAUGUUACUGAAGUUGCAGCCCACCUGUCCGACUUAUUCAUGAAAUCUUUGGCUGCUAGUCCAGUGGACACAGAUGGUAAAUGUGAAAUGGAAAGAAAAUUGAGGUACUUAAUAUCAGAAAAGAAAUGGCAAGAAAAGAUCAAUAAAACUAGGAAGCAAAUUGAGAAAACAAAACAAUAUGUCAUGGAUAUUAGAAACAAAAUGACAUCACCCUACUUUACUUCUGAAGUUCAGUCCCAGUUUAAUUAUCUGGACACUCUUUCCAAAAAUUUGCCUUCUUUCGCAAAGACAGAAGAAGGAACAAAAACGUCAUUUGCUCAAGAUGUACCGGAUAUAUAUCCAGGUCAUAGUGUACAUAAAUAUCCAAAAAGCGGAUCACCAAAUAUUCCUGCUUUUCGGAAAUCGGUGAGUUUUAUGGAUGUCAAGGAGACCACGAUCGAGGACCAAUUUGACAAUGUUUCGAUAUCAGCUGAAGCAGAAUCAGACUCUUUAGAGCCUGUGAAGAUCCCAACCCAGUCACUGCUGGCAGAUGUCACGGGACAAGCCAGGAAAGAGAGAGUGAAGCUGCCUCAUUAUCUGGAGAGUUCCAAGCCCAAGUCUCAACCUCUUGCAAAGGUAGAAGAUUCUAUUGGAGGAAGAAUAAAAACAUCCUCUGUUGCCUUGGCCACUGCCAAUAACACAAACGCUCCCAUGUUUGGGUUCCAUCUUCUCCCAUCAUCAGUGAGGCUGGGGGAGAUCGAAGAAGGAUACACUUAUGUGACUAUUGUCAAGCUCAAGAAUGUUGGCGUAGACUUCUGCAGGUUUAAGGUGAAACAGCCCCCACCCAGCACUGGAUUGAAAGUGACUUACAAACCUGGCCCUGUGGCAGCUGGCUUGCAGACAGAACUGAAGGUGGAAUUAUUUGCCAUGGCUAUUGGAGAGGAAGUUAUCGAUGGAGCCUUACACCUAUCUUACAAUAUUGAGAUCACGACAGAGCAUAAUGUCUUGCUUUUGCCAGUGGAAGCCACAAUUUUACCAAGCAGCAACUAUGCUAGGCGAGCGACCAGGAGUUUUCCCCAGGGAAGACACAAACCCGUGACCACAAGGACUACUAAAGUUGCUCCUCCCUCACUUGGAGUCUUCAUGUCUCGUAGAAUUUCUAAUUAG
Messenger RNA from Sorex araneus (European shrew), 6636 nucleotides. It is a transcript of the gene SPAG17, whose product is annotated as sperm associated antigen 17. The record is from RefSeq and is a predicted model, not a curated record. Bases 1 to 6636 code for a protein of 2211 amino acids. The transcript is spliced from 49 exons. Lineage: Eukaryota; Metazoa; Chordata; Mammalia; Eulipotyphla; Soricidae. Gene Ontology annotation, biological process: epithelial cilium movement involved in extracellular fluid movement; axonemal central apparatus assembly. Gene Ontology annotation, cellular component: axonemal central apparatus.